AUGGAAAGAGCUCUUCUCGUUCUAGACUUGGCAAAAGCAAUGAUGGCUUCUCCGCACGAUUGGGCGGUUUUACCCCCGGAGCUUUUGGUGAACAUCGCCCGCAAACUUGAGUUAAGCCAAAUGUGCUGUUUCAGCCUGGUGUGUCGAUCCUGGUACUUGGCCAUCAACGACAACAACGUGUUCUGGCGUCAAAUGCUCUGCCAAGUGUUCAAGACCUCCCAAAUCCCGGUUCAUGCCUUUAGUGAGCCCAAACCCGACUGGAAAGCCGAACUCUUCCGUUUGACCAAUAAAGUGCCGAGUGUGAACACGCAAACUCUUACCGCUCACAAGGACGAGGUUCUAUUUGUGAGCUUCUCUCACAAUUAUGGAGAUUUUGUGUCCUGUUCCAAGGACCGCUCGUUCAUCAUAUGGCGGUAUAACAAGAAGUCGCACGAAUUCGAGAACUUCAACACCAUUGACAUGGCCCGUUACAAUUGGCUUUACAUUUGGAGUGGCCAAUACAGCAGCGACGAUAAGAAGCUACUCAUAUCUGGUGUCAUGGACAGCCUUAACGGAGAAAUCGCCAUCUACAACACCAAUCUGACCUCGGAUUCCAGUGAUGAUAACGAUUACGAAUAUAUUUGCCGUUUGGUGAAUGACCCAUACGAUGUGAUGGGUUGUUGGUGCACCGAGCGAUACUUCAUUUCCGGCUUCUACCAAGUGUCCAAUGAUCCUUUGGCUCGAGCCGUCAAUGUGGUCCUGUUCAUUUGUGACUACCAGCCCAUUUCGCCGAGUGAGCUCUGGAAUCGCAGCCCUGAGGACGAAGCUCAACUAUUGAGCGUUGAAAACUGCAUCGGGAGGGUGUUCGACUACCGGAACACAUCGGCCUUUCAAUAUCUGCGAUUAAUUCGCGUGUUUUCACAAAAGAAACAUGACCCGAGUAAGAAAUUUCCCAUGGAGCAACGAAAUCCCGACCCUGGCAGACAUAUCUUGCAAGAGGACCAACUUAUUGGACCCGAAUGUGAAGAGGUUCUGCGGAAGAAUCAAUUGUGUUUGGUGGCGAUGUACGGCAGUAAAACAACCGUUCCUCACAAAAUCGGAUUUCGCGACUUGACAUUGGACAGUGUCAUUUGUCCUAAGAGAAUAGCAGAUUUUGAUCAUAGCAUCGAGUUCCAUGGUCAAAUUGUCAGUAUUUCAUGCGCCAAAGAUGACCUUCAAAUGUUUGUGGCUGUCCGAGAAUGGCCCGAAAACGCAGUAGCUACCCUAUCAGAUCCUCCACCCAUUUCUACAGAGGUGAUCGUUUAUGCAGUUGAUCUUCAAUCCUGGUCGCUGACUGGACAGGUGUUCAAAGGUGCGAUCGGUCGGACGUCACCUUAUGACGCGUUCUAUUUGUAUACCGAUUCAUCGGCCAAUUUCUUGGCUUGCGGAUCGGAAGAUGGCCGAGGCGUGAUUUGGGACCGGUUAACGGGCUUGAAGCUAUCUACCCUGGAUCACGAGCAAUGCUUGAACUGCGUGUCCUUCCGAGUGGACGAUGAAGAGGUGUGUGUGACUUCCUCAGACGACCACACGAUCAAGGUGUGGAAAUCCAAAGAUCGCGUCAAACGUGAAAUGUCAGAGAUUUUGUUCGACUAAAUUCUAUUCACUCAAGUGGCCACAAAGUUGGCUCGACAAUGGACAACAAAUUCGGAAACGGGGUCUUCGUCGCCAUCGCGACGCAUUCCGCCAAUGAUUUCCUCAUUCUCCACCAAUGGCAAGAAUAGUUGCACGAAUUCCGGGCUGUACGGUGGUUGAAUCGUGUCCAGAACUUCGGUGACAAAAUACCUGCCAAGACCAAAAAGAAAUUAUUUUAGCAAAUAUAACUUUUUACGGCCGGAA
Messenger RNA from Tigriopus californicus, 1854 nucleotides. RefSeq names its product F-box/WD repeat-containing protein 5-like. NCBI's taxonomy places the organism in Eukaryota, Metazoa, Arthropoda, Copepoda, Harpacticoida, Harpacticidae. Gene Ontology annotation, biological process: protein ubiquitination. Bases 1 to 1611 code for a protein of 536 amino acids. Gene Ontology annotation, cellular component: Cul4-RING E3 ubiquitin ligase complex; SCF ubiquitin ligase complex. Gene Ontology annotation, molecular function: protein binding. The transcript is spliced from 6 exons. The record is from RefSeq and is a predicted model, not a curated record.